Messenger RNA from Eufriesea mexicana, 912 nucleotides. Its product is annotated as CAP-Gly domain-containing linker protein 1. The transcript is spliced from 6 exons. The coding region runs from base 1 to 912 and encodes 303 amino acids. The record is from RefSeq and is a predicted model, not a curated record. Lineage: Eukaryota; Metazoa; Arthropoda; Insecta; Hymenoptera; Apidae.
AUGGAGCAAGAGACUGGCCAGACUACAUCAACGAACCCUGCGAAUGUGUCAAGAGAACGAGUACAUGCAUCGCGACGACGAAGACAAACGAUCUCGACAGAGAGCGAGGAGGUGAAAGCCGACGAGGAGUCCUGCUGGAAAUGCAGAGGAGACACCGCAGACGAAAGCGCAUCCUCGUUCCCUCACAUUCAAGACCUCUGCCCAGCUGACAGGAAAAGGAUAGCUUUGCUGGUUAAACAGUUAAUUAAAUGCACGAAGGAGCUGCGUGACGCCAAGGCCGAGCUGACCGUGAGCGAAUCCGAAAAGGAGGCGAUGAGAAGUCAGUACGAGAAAUCCCUGGACCGUCGUGAAACGGAGAAGAAGCAAUUAGAAUUCCAACUAGACCAAGCGCGGGUCGAGACGAAAGACUUGAAGACUCGAAUUUCACAUGUCCUGGAGUUGUUGACGCGACAGGUCGCCGCUCAGGAGAAACAAUUCCUCGAGCUGACGGAGACGGUGAACGACUUGGUGAAGGAGAAGUGCCGAUUGCAGAACGCCCUAGUCGAGAAGCAAUCGGAAAACGAUGUCCUCCAGGCUAAAUUUCAAAGAACGAAGGAACUACUCGCUGCAAAGAGAUUGGAACGCAGCAAAGAUGGCGCGAGAAAGGCUCAUCAAGCUUGUCAAACCGAGGACCUCGAGACAACGGAGAGCGUCCAAGAGGAGUCGGACAGGGACUCCAUCUCGUGUCGACUGCAAAAUGUACGUGUCAAGAGCAAAGACGACCUGGAGAAACCAUCCAGCGAGGGAAAGUUAUUGAGGGAGUUGUUCUUCAGGAAACCGAGCGUCGAGGAUAGCGGGAGCUUGGAUAUCAUCCCGGUUCUGUCGGAGGUUGACCUGCAGACCAACCCUUCCAAUCGUGUCCUCUUCUCUUGA